Messenger RNA from Trifolium pratense (red clover), 1846 nucleotides. RefSeq lists its product as uncharacterized. The record is from RefSeq and is a predicted model, not a curated record. Bases 146 to 1630 code for a protein of 494 amino acids. The transcript is spliced from 9 exons. Lineage: Eukaryota; Viridiplantae; Streptophyta; Magnoliopsida; Fabales; Fabaceae.
UAUCCAUCCAAACCUUUUUCAAUCGAGGCAUUCCCUUCAAUCGAUUCCGUAUUCUUUGCCAAAAAGGUCGAUUUUCAGGAGGCUGCGACCAACAACAUCUUCUUCCCAGUCAAACUCCAAAUCUAUUGAGAAAUCUUCAACAUCAAUGGCAUCUACUUCGCAGCAAAGAGUACCAACAGCUGAGGAUAUUGAAAAAUACAGGAACAAAUUUGACACUGUGGUUGACCCUAAUUUGGGAACGAUUUCCAUUCCUGAUGAUUUUUAUAACAAAUGGAAAACAACUUUUGACAAACACAAAUUUGGCUGGAUACGAGGACCUAACUAUAAGAUGGUUGAUGUCUUAUAUGAAAAAACUAACACUGGGAUGAUUCUGACAAAUGCAUCAAGUGUUUCAAAAUGUUUUGGUUUUGUCAAACCAACCAGAGUUGGAUUGAGUUAUGUCCCAGCAGAAAAUAGAUUUUGGAUGAGAAUUUUACCAGACAAUAGCUCUUCUUGCAAAAGAGUACCAACUGCUGCAGAUAUUGAAAAAUACAAGAACAAAUUUGAGACUGUGAUUGACCCUAAAUUGGCAUCGAUUUCCAUUCCUGAUGAUUUUUAUAACAAAUUGAAAACAAGUUUUGACAAGCACAAAUGUGGCUGGAUACGAGGAGCUAACUAUAAGAUGGUUGAAGUGUUCUAUAAAAAAACUAACACUGGGAUGUUUCUGACAAAUGCAUCAACGGUUUCAAAAUUUUUUGGUUUUGUCAAAUCAACAAGAGUGGGAUUUAGUUAUGUCCCAGAAGAAAAUAGAUUUUGGAUGAGAAUUUUACCAGACAAAAGCUCUUCUUCCAAAAGAGUACCAACUGCUGCAGAUAUUGAAAAAUACAGGAACAAAUUUGACACUGUGAUUGACCCUAAAUUGGCAACCAUUUCCAUUCCUGAUGAGUUUUAUAAGAAAUGGAAAACAUCCUUUGACAAUCAUGAGUUUGGCUGGAUUAGAGGACCUAACUAUAAGAAUGUUGAGGUCUCCUAUCAAAAAACAAACACUGGGAUGGUUCUGACUAAUGUAUCAAGUGUUUCAAGGUGUUUUGGUUUUAUGAAAACAACAAGAGUUACCUUGAGUUAUGUCCCGGCAGAAAAUAGAUUUUGGAUGAGAAUUUUACCUGAGAAUAGGUCAAAAAGAUUGAUGCUGAACAACAAAACAAUCAAACAUGAGGAGUUUACAAAGAAGAAACCAAAACUGCCUUCAAAAGGGGAACAAAACCACAACAGAAAAAGGUCUUCUACCAGACAUUUCAAUGGUAGCAUCAGAGUAAAGGCUACUCAAGCUGGGUAUGAAUGGGAAAAAGUAGUAACUGAAGCAAUGUCAAGGAAAAUUGGAACUAAAGUCCUGCAUAUACCAAAAAAAAUUGCAAGAAUUGUUUUGAAGCCAAAAGUGACCAAGAUUUUGAUUCAAUUUCAAAUCAAUGGAGUAACUUUCAUAAGUACUACAUGCAACAUCAUGGCUGCUAAGAGGAACAAAUUUGAAAGAUACAUUUCAAAAGAAUGGUGUCGAAUCGUUAAGAGGACAAAUUUGAAGGAAGGUGACAAAUUGAGCUUCAAGCUUGAGAAACCUCCAUCAACAUUGAUCAUUGAGCUUCACAAUGUAUAAGGUUGAUCAUGAGUUUCUAUAUUUGAAGUGUUUCAUUUCUCUUAAGAAUGGCUGUUUUUUAUCUUCCAUCAUUAUGUAAUUAUAGCUUGAACUUAUUUUAGUAUGUGUUUGUUUCAGACUAUGUGAAUGUUUGAGAUUAUCGUCUCUAAUUACUAAGAACAAUUAUGUAUUGUAUCUGACUUAUUUCAAUGCAACCUUAUCCAACUUAGUCAGGCA